AUUAUUAUUUAUUAAUAAAUUAGUCAUUACUCUUGAGUAUAAAAAUAUAAAUUCUUCGUUACUUACCAAAUGUUAUAAGUUAUUAUUUAUCACUUUUUAGUCUUGAAUUAUAGUGCUCAAUAUAACCGUUUAAAUAUAUACAUACGUAUAGGAAUAAACUAAUACAUUUACUGUUGUCAAUUAGUAAUGAAUUUGUUUUAAGCGUGAAACUGGUAGUGCGUCAAUUUUGGGAUAUGAUUUUGUAUGCUUUAAUUUUAAGAAGCCGGGACAUUCUACCACUGACGUCCACUACCAAUUACCAAUGUAGUAAUGGCCAGAGUGCCAUUGACUUGAAAUUAAUUAACAAGAUCGUAAAGAAUGUUCUAAAGAAAACUGAUAUACCCAAAAAUAAAUGUUUCCUUCGCACCAACGACAAAACCUACUACUUUUUACCAUGUUUGAAUAUAAUUUGCAUGGCAAUGUGCAUUCCAUCAUAUCCUCAAGUUUUAGCCUACAGCUUUUUAGAAGAACUAGCUGGAGAGUUUACAAAAAAAUAUGACCGUUUUAAAGUUGAACAAGCCUUGAGGCCCUACAAUCUUAUUGAGUUUGAUACUACUAUACAUCCUAUUCAACAAAUGUAUAAUAAGCCACAACAACUGACAUCCAGAAUAAAUUUGGCUGAAAUUACUCGUGAUAUCACGUUAGAUCCACCUCAAGAAGUAUUUAUUGUUGAAGAAAAUUCUAAGAAUAAUAUUCAUACACCACAAGUUAUUCCUCCGACUGUUCGAGUUGGACCACUGCCUACUUUAGAACCUUUAUCUUUUAUUGACAAAACGUCUUUAAUUUUUACCAUAUGUUUAAUUAUACAUAGUAUUGUCAUAGUAAUGGAUACUUGGAGGAGUUGGACUACUGAGGAAGAUGACUCACUAGAUACUGGUUGGCUUCACUUUUGUAGUAUUCUCUUCCGAUUAGCUCAGAUGUAUGUUCUUACGCACAAGCAAAUGUAUAGAUGGAAAAAAGGGUGGACACUGUUCUUAGUGCUAUUAGGUAUAGAUUGGUUUCUGUAUUUCAAUGAUGAACUAUGGCAAGUGAUUUUAGUUUAUGUCAUUACUACACUGACACAUACAUGCAUACUUAGACGGAAAAUUGCCAUUAAAUUACCACAAUAUCAGAUUUAAGCAUGAAUAAAAUAUUUUAAAUCCUAUUUUAUUAUGAUAAAUGUGAAUUAAACAUAAAAUGCUAUUCUGUUAACAAAACAUUGUAUAACAAAUGUUUCUUUUUCUACAAAAAUUGCAAUAUAAAACCAUUAUUAUAA
This is a messenger RNA of Myzus persicae (green peach aphid), 1294 nucleotides long. RefSeq names its product vesicle-trafficking protein SEC22a-like. NCBI's taxonomy places the organism in Eukaryota, Metazoa, Arthropoda, Insecta, Hemiptera, Aphididae. Gene Ontology annotation, cellular component: endoplasmic reticulum-Golgi intermediate compartment; Golgi membrane; ER to Golgi transport vesicle membrane. The record is from RefSeq and is a predicted model, not a curated record. Gene Ontology annotation, molecular function: SNAP receptor activity. Bases 234 to 1157 code for a protein of 307 amino acids. The transcript is spliced from 5 exons. Gene Ontology annotation, biological process: vesicle fusion with Golgi apparatus; retrograde vesicle-mediated transport, Golgi to endoplasmic reticulum; endoplasmic reticulum to Golgi vesicle-mediated transport.